GCCGCUUUAUAUAGGGCACGGCCCGGGGUGGGCGGGGCUCGACCUGCCGCUCAUCCCGCCUAGCCGCUCGGAUUGGUCCCUCUUUCCCAGGAGCGCGCGCGGUAACCGUUGGCGGCCGUUAGGCGGGGGCGGAGCCUGGGGCGAAGGCGGGAAGAAGGGAGCGGGGCCGGACCCGGCGCCUGAGGUAGCGCCCCGGCCCCGGCCCUUCCUCGGGGCCCCGCUGAGCUCCGCGCUCCGGGAGACCGCCCGGAGACCGCCCGGUGCCGGGGAUGAAGCGCAGGCGGAAAGGCGACGCGGCCCAGCAGGCCGAAGCGUGCGAUGUCUGGCUGGACACCGCCGAGGUCAAGCAGAACGCGGCGCAGCCUCCCGUAGCCAAACCAAAAGCACCUAGUCGAAUUCUGGAAAGGAAGCACGCCUCGGUCACUUUCACGCAGACAAGAGCCUCUCAGCCAUGCACCAAGCAAACCAUCAUCUCUGCCUUCUUCAGCGCUCAGACAGAUGAAAAAGACAAAGAAAACUCCAGGCCAUCUCCUUUCAUCCUGAAUGAAGACUGUAAAGAAAAAGGUGUUUCUUUGCCUGCCUACCCUGUGAAGAUCUUGGCUUUGCCGCAGAUGGAGGAAGCCCAGAAACAAUCCUUCAGAGCUGAGGAGGUGAUGGUGCAGGUUACACCCCAAUGUUGUGCACAGAAAGCACCAGCCUCGUCGACUCCUUUGCCAGACUCUUCCAUGUUACAAGCAGAGUCCCACAGCAACAGUGAAGCCUCCUGUGCGGCAGGAGAGGAUUGCUGCUUCUUCAGUUUCACCCAGGAUUCAGAGGGCAACCGGAUCAUUGCUCACAGAAAUGAGUCCGAUGUAUUUGCUGGAGAAACAGUUUCAGCAAGCGGCAGCAUAACUUCAGACUGUGGGAUAAACAAACAAGCGGGCCAGCUGUUCCUGGAGGCGGCAAAGACCAGACUUGAUUUCCAACCAAGACUUGGUGCAAACCAGAGUAAGAAACCACACCAAUUGAGUAGUGCGAAUUCUUUAAUUGAUUUCUCUGAGACUGAGAAUAUAAAUCCUACGAUAAUGAGAGACAGUACCUGGGCUGCUGGCGCUUAUUCAUCUCCACAAAGACCAGCUAGAGCACAGCCUCUGAGAGAGCGCAGCCAGAACGCUGGUGCUGGUUCAGCCGAGGAGGGAUGGGGCAGUAAGGUGGGACUGAGCAGUCCCUGCAGGCAGUUGUUCACCCAGGAUUCCGAGGGGAACAGAGUAAUCGCUCACCGCUGCCAGAAUGUCCCAUCUCCUCACAAGGACAACGGCAGCUCUCGCAGGCAGCUGCCCGACUCUCCCUAUGAGGGCCGUUCUAGCGAUGCUGCAAACAGGAGCGUGAGCAAACUGGGGGAGCAGUGGUUAGAUGUGUGCUAUGAUUUACUGUUCACGCAGGAUUCGGAGGGGAACAGAGUGAUUAAACACUGAUAAGUGACCUUGAAUGGGUCGCCUGUAUGACCUCUUGUGAAGCCUCAGGAAAGCGUUAUUUUGUAAGAAAGCGGUCAGAAUUAGGUAAGUGUACCUGUUGUUUCUGUAUGUAUGGUCUAGCCAGCAUAAGCAGUAGACCCAUGCAACAGCAGGACCUCUUUGUUCUCUGAAAUUUUGCUUUAAUAAAAAUAAAAUUUUGAAGAA
Harpia harpyja (harpy eagle) is the source of this 1658-nucleotide messenger RNA. RefSeq names its product aurora kinase A and ninein interacting protein (gene AUNIP). The record is from RefSeq and is a predicted model, not a curated record. The transcript is spliced from 3 exons. Bases 270 to 1454 code for a protein of 394 amino acids. Gene Ontology annotation, biological process: spindle organization. Gene Ontology annotation, cellular component: centrosome; spindle pole. Lineage: Eukaryota; Metazoa; Chordata; Aves; Accipitriformes; Accipitridae.